CAUGGUCUUAUUUUGGUUCAUCUCUACAGCGAUCAACCUUCCAAAUAUUUCAGCAAUUGUAGUCAUAUCCGAUAUUGGAACUAUAUUAAUGAUUAUAAACCAGAAUGCAUUCUCAAUGAACCCUUGAGAACAGAUAUUGUUUCACCUCCAGUUUGUGGAAAUGAACUUUUGGAGAUGGGAGAAGAAUGUGACUGUGGCUCUCCUGCAAUUUGUCGAUAUCCGUGCUGUGAUGCUGCAACGUGUAAACUACACUCAUGGGUAGAGUGUGAAUCUGGAGAGUGUUGUGAGCAAUGCAGAUUUAGGACAGCAGGAACAGAAUGCCGGGCAAGAAGGAGUGAGUGUGACAUUGCUGAAAGCUGCACUGGCCAUUCUGACGACUGUCCCACAGAUCGCUUCCAUAGGAAUGGACAACCAUGCCUACACAACUUCGGUUACUGCUACAAUGGCAAUUGCCCCAUCAUGUAUCACCAAUGUUAUGCUCUCUGGGGGGCAAAUGCAACUGUGUCUCAAGAUUCAUGUUUUGAGGAUAACCGUAUUGGCAAUUAUUAUGGCUAUUGCAGAAAGGAAAAUGGUAGAAAGAUUCCAUGUGCACCACAAGAUGUAAAAUGUGGCAGGUUAUACUGUUCAGAUAAUUCAUUUGGAUACAAGAUUCCUUGCCGUUUCUUCUAUACAUCCACAGAUGAAAAUAUUGGGAUGGUUGAUACUGGAACAAAAUGUGCAGAUGGAAAGGUUUGCAGCAACAGGCAGUGUGUUGAUGUGAAUAUAGCCUACUAAUCAACCUCUGGCUUCUCUCAGAUUUGAUUUUGGAGAUCCUUCUUCCAAAAGGUUUCACUUCCCUCAAGUCCAAAAACCCAUCUGCCUGCAUCCUACUAGUAAAUCACUCUUAGCUUUCAUAUGGAAUCUAAAUUAUGCAAUAUUUCUUUUCCAUAUUUAAUCUGUUUAUCUCUUGCUGUAAUCAAACCUUUUUCCCGCCACAAAGCUCCAUGGGCAUGUACAACACCAAGAGCUUAUUUGCUGUCAAGAAAAAAAAUGGCCAUUUUACCGUUUCCCAAUUCCAGAGCACAUUUAAUGCAACAAGUUCUGCCUUUUGAGCUGGUGUAUUCGAAGUCAAUGCUUCCUCUCCCAAAA
This is a messenger RNA of Protobothrops mucrosquamatus (brown spotted pit viper), 1128 nucleotides long. RefSeq names its product zinc metalloproteinase/disintegrin-like HR1a. The record is from RefSeq and is a predicted model, not a curated record. The annotation marks the transcript as partial. Lineage: Eukaryota; Metazoa; Chordata; Lepidosauria; Squamata; Viperidae. Gene Ontology annotation, cellular component: plasma membrane. Gene Ontology annotation, molecular function: metalloendopeptidase activity. The transcript has 6 exons. Gene Ontology annotation, biological process: proteolysis.